AGCCCAGCACUGCGGGCUCGUGGCCGCCCGGGGACGCGGUGCUGAGGCAUAAAGGCUGCAGCACAUCAAAACGGAGGCGGGCCACGCGGGGCGUGAAACGCUGCAGCCCAGACUCGCUGGCCGGGCCCCACGCGUGCCCUCCACUUUCGCUCUCCGCUCGCGCGCAGCGGGGCACGGUGGCCUCACUGGCUGGCCGGCUGGCAAGGCAGUCGCCAGAGCGCGCGGCGCUGCAGUAGAGGUGGGGGGCGCAGCCCAAAUUUCCUGCCAGCCGGCGCUGAGGGGCAUUCUCUGCGCGCAAGCAGCCCGGGAAAGCAGCGACCUGCCUGCUCGGAUUUCUCGGGGCUGGCUCCUCCCUUGCUCCCCCACCCCCUCCACCUCCAGAUUUGCAUAAAAAAGGCCAAGAAAACUCUGGCUGGGCCCCAGCCUGCGCUCACUCUGCUCCCCCGGGUCGGAGCCCCCCGGAGCUGCGCGCGGGCCUGCCGUGCCUCGCCCGCGCCAACUUCCCCGCGCCGGGCUUCGCGCGCUCGUGCCGCCGGCUUUCCGGAGCCCACGAGCAGGGCGAGCGGGUCCAGGACCAGCCCGGGCUCCGGCCGCCUCGCUUCCCCGGCUCGGCUCCUCCGCCCCCCGGGGGUCGCCGCUCCACGAUGCCGCGGGGCCCUGCCUCGCUGCUGCUGCUGCUGCUCGCCUCGCACUGCUGCCUGGGCUCGGCGCGUGGCCUCUUCCUCUUCGGCCAGCCCGACUUCUCCUACAAGCGCAGCAACUGCAAGCCCAUCCCGGCCAACCUGCAGCUGUGCCACGGCAUCGAGUACCAGAACAUGCGGCUGCCCAACCUGCUGGGCCACGAGACCAUGAAGGAGGUGCUGGAGCAGGCGGGCGCCUGGAUUCCGCUGGUCAUGAAGCAGUGCCACCCGGACACCAAGAAGUUCCUGUGCUCGCUCUUCGCCCCCGUCUGCCUGGACGACCUGGACGAGACCAUCCAGCCGUGCCACUCGCUCUGCGUGCAGGUGAAGGACCGCUGUGCCCCGGUCAUGUCCGCCUUCGGCUUCCCCUGGCCGGACAUGCUGGAGUGCGACCGUUUCCCACAGGACAACGACCUCUGCAUCCCCCUCGCUAGCAGCGACCACCUCCUGCCGGCCACAGAGGAAGCCCCGAAGGUGUGUGAAGCCUGCAAAACUAAAAACGAGGAUGACAACGACAUAAUGGAAACUCUUUGUAAAAAUGAUUUUGCACUGAAAAUCAAAGUGAAGGAGAUAACCUACAUCAACAGAGACACCAAAAUCACCCUAGAGACCAAGAGCAAGACCAUCUACAAGCUUAACGGUGUGUCUGAAAGAGACCUGAAGAAGUCCGUGCUGUGGCUCAGAGACAGCCUGCAGUGCACCUGUGACGAGAUGAACGACAUCAACGCACCCUAUCUGGUCAUGGGACAGAAGCAGGGCGGGGAGCUGGUCAUCACCUCCGUGAAGCGGUGGCAGAAGGGCCAGAGAGAGUUCAAGCGCAUCUCCCGCAGCAUCCGCAAGCUGCAGUGUUAGCUUCCCAGCGGGCAGCCUCUCACUACUCAGGCCCUGGGCUCUGCGGGCCGCUUUCGCUCUGCGACCUCACUUCCGGUUUCCCAAGCACAGUCCCCGAAAGCUCCAGCCCCAGCUUGGAGCGGCUUGCCCUGCCUCUUGCAUGUGUGUAUCCCUAACAUUUCCUGAAUUUUAUAAAGGCCCUAGGAGGCCUCUGGAAUGGACAGCUGUUUUCAUGGAAAGCCAGAGUCCUUCCAGAUCUUGUAGAGAUAUUCAAACUAAUAAAACCAUGGCUAUUUUAAUGAAGUUUUACAACAGCUCAUUUUAAGGUUAGUUGUGAGUAGGUAGUGCUGUGACCUGAGGGGCAUUUCCCUCUUUGGUCAGUCUGUUGGUUUGUACUGUGCGCUAAGGUUGCCACUUAGGCAGACUCUUUUUUUUCUCUGGGGUCUAAACGUGUGGGUCCCAGACUCGGUUGAGAUAAAGCUGGCCGUUAUCUCACCAUCUUCCUCGGCUCCAGCCUGAGAGCCAGAGUCUUAAACCAUUUCAUUGCUCCUUGUAACCCUCAGCGACUGUUUGGCGCACCCCGCCCCAGCUACAGAACUUCAGUCCGGAAGGGCACAUUGCACGAUGCCUUCACGCAAAGGGCAGAGUGAAUGCAGUAUAAACUGACCUGAGGAUUUUAACCUUUGUUUAAAACAUUUUUGUUUACUCCAUUUUUCCAAUUUUGCAAAUUAAAUCAUUGUAGCUUACCUGUAAUAUACAUAGUAGCUGACCUGGAAAAGUUGUAAAAAUAUUGCUUUAACCAACACUGUAAAUAUUUCAGAUAAACAUUAUAUUCUUUGUAUAUAAACUUCA
This is a messenger RNA of Meriones unguiculatus (Mongolian gerbil), 2363 nucleotides long. RefSeq names its product secreted frizzled related protein 2 (gene Sfrp2). Gene Ontology annotation, biological process: canonical Wnt signaling pathway; non-canonical Wnt signaling pathway; negative regulation of canonical Wnt signaling pathway. The transcript is spliced from 3 exons. Bases 645 to 1532 code for a protein of 295 amino acids. Gene Ontology annotation, molecular function: Wnt-protein binding. The record is from RefSeq and is a predicted model, not a curated record. Lineage: Eukaryota; Metazoa; Chordata; Mammalia; Rodentia; Muridae.